This is a messenger RNA of Sorghum bicolor (sorghum), 929 nucleotides long. RefSeq names its product thioredoxin M-type, chloroplastic. The record is from RefSeq and is a predicted model, not a curated record. Gene Ontology annotation, molecular function: protein-disulfide reductase activity; oxidoreductase activity, acting on a sulfur group of donors, disulfide as acceptor. The transcript has 2 exons. Gene Ontology annotation, cellular component: cytoplasm. The coding region runs from base 124 to 675 and encodes 183 amino acids. Lineage: Eukaryota; Viridiplantae; Streptophyta; Magnoliopsida; Poales; Poaceae.
GCAGGGAAACAAAUCCUAUCCCUUCCUACGCCGGCUCACCUGGAAUAGUCACCACAUUCCUUCUCGCCGCGGACGCGCGUGAGGUGAGUGUGAGAGACGACCACCACACCCGCGACAACAACAAUGGCCCUGGAGACGUGCUUCAGAGCGUGGGCGCUGCACGCCGCCCCUGCCGCUGGUGGCAAGGACAGCAGGCUCCUCGUCGUCGGCAGCAGCAGCGGCAGCGGCAGUAACCUGGUUCUGCCGUCGAAGCGGGCCGCCGCCGCCGCGGUCGUCGCGCCGCUGUCCGUCGGCCGCGUCGCCACGCGCCGGCCGCGGCAUGUCUGCCAGUCCAAGAACGCCGUCGACGAAGUGCUGGUGGCGGACGAGAAGAAUUGGGACGGGAUGGUGAUGGCGUGCGAGACGCCGGUGCUGGUGGAGUUCUGGGCGCCGUGGUGCGGGCCGUGCAGGAUGAUCGCGCCGGUGAUCGACGAGCUGGCCAAGGACUACGCCGGCAAGAUCACGUGCUGCAAGGUGAACACGGACGAGAGCCCCAACGUGGCGUCCACCUACGGCAUCCGCAGCAUCCCCACCGUGCUCAUCUUCAAGGCCGGCGAGAAGAAGGAGAGCGUCAUCGGCGCCGUCCCAAAGUCCACGCUCACCACACUCAUCGACAAGUACAUCGGCACCUCAUGAGCAUAUAAUAGCUCACUGUUGUAUCGUAAUAUUGGGAUCGAUCGAUGCGUGCAUGAACAACUUAAUUAAAUACAUAAGUGUCCAUAUGCUCGCGCAUAUACACCACCCAUGUAUCUCCUCUAGUCUUGCAUACGGAUGUCAUGAUCGACGCGUUAAUUAAUUCAGGCAGGGCAGCCAUCUGCUACUGCUCAGUUAUUAUAUGUAUGUAUACUUCUCUAUAUGUCAAAUCCAAAGUACAUUAAUUAGUUUAUUAA